Pedinophyceae sp. YPF-701 is the source of this 1041-nucleotide messenger RNA. The record is from the annotation of a GenBank genome assembly. NCBI's taxonomy places the organism in Eukaryota, Viridiplantae, Chlorophyta, Pedinophyceae.
AUGCUGAGCCGUGCCAGGGUGUUUGCCGACGUCAAUGUCAAACGACCGGCCGAGUACUGGAAUUACGAGGCGCUGAAUAUCACCUGGGGGUCUCAGGACGAUUAUGAGGUCAUCCGAAAAGUUGGGCGAGGCAAGUACUCCGAGGUUUUCGAGGGCGCACACGUGGUGAGUGGGCAGCGAUGCAUCAUCAAGAUCCUGAAGCCGGUGAAGAAGAAGAAAAUCAAGCGCGAAAUCAAGAUCCUGCAGAAUCUCGCGGGGGGGCCCAACGUCAUCAAGCUGUUGGACGUCGUGCGGGAUCCCCAAAGCAAAACGCCGUCCUUGGUCUUCGAGCACAUAGACAACACAGACUUCAAAGCGCUGUACCCAACUCUGACGGACCACGACAUACGGUACUACCUGUACGAGUUGCUCAAGGCAUUGAGGUUCUGCCACUCCCAGGGCAUCAUGCACCGCGACGUCAAGCCGCACAACGUGAUGAUCGACCACAAGAAGCGCGAGCUUCGCCUCAUCGACUGGGGCCUCGCGGAGUUCUACCACCCGGGGAAGGAGUACAACGUGCGGGUCGCGAGCCGCUACUUCAAGGGCCCAGAGCUCCUGGUCGACCUGCAGGACUACGACUACUCGCUCGACAUCUGGUCGCUCGGGUGCAUGUUUGCUGGCAUGAUUUUCCGCAAGGAACCCUUCUUUUACGGCCACGACAACUACGAUCAGCUCGUCAAGAUCGCACGCGUCCUUGGCACCGACGAGCUGGACGCCUACCUCGCGCGAUACGGCAUCGAACUGGACCCUCAUCUCGAGGCACUGGUCGGGCGCCACUCCCGCAAACCAUGGUCGCGCUUCGUCACCCAGGAGAACCAGCACUUGGUUUCACCCGAGGCGAUCGAUCUCCUUGACCGCAUGCUCCGCUACGAUCACCAAGAGCGGGUGACGUGCGACGAGGCGAUGGCGCAUCCCUACUUUGAUGUUGUACGGGUGCCACCGGGCCCCGCGGGCCAGCAGACGAAGGACGGGUCGAUCGGAAACGCCACGGACAAUCAAUGA